Dibothriocephalus latus is the source of this 276-nucleotide messenger RNA. NCBI's taxonomy places the organism in Eukaryota, Metazoa, Platyhelminthes, Cestoda, Diphyllobothriidea, Diphyllobothriidae. The record is from the annotation of a GenBank genome assembly.
CUGUGUCUCCUAGAACGCCGCACCUCCUAUGGCACCAAACUUCGCAUCUGCCUGUGGCAACGCGGCCAGAAGACGAUCAAACAGCCCGUCUACGUUGGCGACGUUGCCCGAGGCAUUGUCAACAGCUUGACCGCCGCAGAUAGCCCUGGGAAACUGUACGAGGCUGUUGGACCUCAUCGUUACCGCCUGGAUGAUUUGGUCAGAUGGAUCCUCUUCAACUGUCGUUACCUGCCUCGUGAAGUCACAAUUGGCAGAAUGGAUCCUUGGUUCCUGUAA